Xiphophorus maculatus (southern platyfish) is the source of this 4576-nucleotide messenger RNA. It is a transcript of the gene miip, whose product is annotated as migration and invasion inhibitory protein. Gene Ontology annotation, biological process: negative regulation of G2/M transition of mitotic cell cycle; negative regulation of cell migration. The transcript has 9 exons. Lineage: Eukaryota; Metazoa; Chordata; Actinopteri; Cyprinodontiformes; Poeciliidae. Bases 96 to 1295 code for a protein of 399 amino acids. The record is from RefSeq and is a predicted model, not a curated record.
UUCAAAACACAACAACGUUGUUCAGCCGUAGUUGGUUGUGUGCUUUACAAACAGCUAAAGGUGAUUGUGAUUUGCAGAUUUUUUUUUUCUAGAAAAUGUCAACAGAUCUAACAGACGUUCUGCGAGAGCGUAACAAAUAUUUGUUGGAGCAGCUAAGGGAGCAAAGAGAGAAACUAGAGCGGGUGAGCGGCUGCAGUAUGAGCCGCAAGAGGGGGAGAGAGGCCGAGGAAGAGGAGGAGGAGGAGGAGGAAUGGAGGCAAUCCGAAGUUAUGGUAACUCUGACGGAGGGACAUCGAGGUCCUGCAAGGGCAGCCCUGGCCAAACCUUCAGUCAGAUUUACUGAUACUCAAAAGACACACAAAGACUCCCACUGGAAGUCCUCCAGUUCUUUUGGGACCCCCAAACACAGCGUACCUGCUGAACCUACAACACUGUCAGACAGCCACCAAAACCCUCAGGACUAUUCCACACUGCCAGACCCCUGGUCACUGAGAAUGCAGUUUUCCCAAAUUAGGCCCAAUAGAGUCAAGAAGGGGAUACACAGUCGAGUCAGGUUUCAGUCAGAAGAAUCUGAAAGCAAACCUGCGUCAGACAGACGUCAUGUGCAGCCUUUGCUUGGAUAUGACUGGAUAGCAGGAGUUUUAGAUACCGAGGACUCCUUCUUAGAACGCUCUGAUGAGUACUUCAAUAAUCUCAGCAUGUUUCGAUCGGUCAAUGAAGACGAGUGUGUUCACUCUGGACCAGCAAAGACUUUAGAGGGAAGCCAUCUUUUCCGACCACUCCUGACAGGUGACGGCAAAGAAGCACACAUAGAUACUCAUCAGUGUACAUUCUCCUACCGGAUCAACAGCAGGCUGUUUCCUGUCCCAAUUCACUCUCAGGAAUGCUGCCCAGUGUGCAAAAGACACAAAUUUUCCCACCCUCACACUGUGGCUGAACCGGCUCUGAUCAGGGUCAGCCUUCCUCGCGCCAACAUCCUGCCAUCUUACAAGUACAAAGCUCAUCGGCGAAGCAGCUUCGAUCCUUCAGACAGUUUGGGACUCCCAUCACACUGCCUCUCAGGAUGGUCAAAUGCAGGUCAGAACAUCCUGCCUUCGGCCAGAAGCCUUGACCUGCGGAGCAGCAUUAAGACGAAGAACGCUGAUGGCCCCCUGAGCCAGCAACUGGAGAAACUAUCUUCAUCUAGAAGAAACCAAAACCUUGAGGAGACCCCUGAUGUGUAUCGCUUGGCUAAUUUCAACUUUCAACAUUUCUCUCCAAAAAGAAAUCCAAGAGCCUCUUUUUUUCCUGGCUGAAGUAUCAUUUCUGGAUUUUAAAGGGAUCAAAAUCUGAGAGGCAAAACUGGCUACAUUUACAUUUCUAGAGCAACAUUGUCUGUCUCUGCCAGACGUCCUCCAUGUACUUUUGUUUGUUUGUUGUUGUUUUCAAACAGGGAACUAAACAUAAAGUGCAUCAGGUGUUGUAAAUGCACUGGAGUAUGAGUUAGCUCCAAACUUUGAGAGAUAAAUCCUGUCUUGCCUCACAGUUCCCCUUUUCUUUGUUCAUGUGAAUUAAAGCUGGAGGACAUGUGACCUCUGCUUUUGUGGAAGUGAAGCAAGAGUUGCAGCACUGUGGAGACGCGCAGUAUUUAACACCAGUUUUAGAACAACAUAAGGAACGUUUAGCAUAUGUUCACGCCGUGUUUUGCAAAACUAAGGAAAUCACAUUGACUCACUUCCAGCCUCUUAGUGUUUGUUGCCCUCUCCAGCUGUGUCAUUUGGCUGCUAUGUCUUUGCAAACUUCUGCUUUUAACUUCCUUACUGUGGGACUAGAAGCCCUGAAGCUCAGCGGGGUCUAUAUGUAUAAUACAGGAGCUGCCCUUCACAGGAAACCACAACCACCUAUACUUGCUGACACUUGUGUGUUUUUGAGAUCCCACCUCGCACGCUGUAGUUUUGUGUCUAAAAGGCCAAGGUUGUUGAACAUGUUUGCGAUGAUGGAUUGAUUCACAGCGUAUUUUUUGAGCGCUCUGUUUCUGAUUUUAAGUGACGGAGUUUCGCUUUAUAAGUCCUUGCAGCCGAACUGUAAUCGUCCCAUCACUGGGGGCUGAACUUCUGAGAAACAAAAGGGGAAAAUUUUCAGAAAGACGCCAGAGAAAUGAACUAGAAUCUCAUCAGUGCUAGUUGAGAGCUCCGCUGUGCUGCUGCUACUGCUGAUGAAAAGGCAUUUUACUCCUUUAGGAAAUCUUCAGCUGCCUUCCACAUGAGCAGGAUCUGAACGUAGUUUCAGAAUAAUAAAUCUUCUCUGCAAUCAUCUUCCCUCAUUAUGUAUAUGGAGUAAUAGAAACACAGAAUCACAUUUUGGUAUUUAAGGUUUUUACCGCUGCAGCCUAAUAAGAUGGCUGGAAAACAAAAGCUGCAUUUUCAUCCCUGAGUAACAUGAGGUUUGAGUGUGUCAUUUAAAAACUAUCACACCCUAGUGUUAAGAAUUACUCAUGCAUUGUAACUAAAUCAGUGCACUAAUAUGUGAAGACCAUAUUAAGACAACGUUUUUGCUUCUUUGGGUCAUAUUUUGAAUCUCGAUGUUGGUAAAAGUGACUCAAAGUAAACAAAAUAACUCUCACAUUGGCAAACAAGGGCUGCUUCUGUGUUACUUCACAGCCAGAGUACAUCUGAACAUGUGGGAGGGGGAAGUUUAUUCUGAAAUGUCAGCAUCACAGGAACAAGCCGCUAGUCACAGGGGCAAGAAGCUACUGGGCAUGACAUGUGCUCAAACCCACUCUGUGGCUGCACACAUUUUAAACUGGAAAGUAGUGGUGAUGUUAAGUUGAACCUUAAACCUUUUCACUUUUUGUCAUCUCACAACCACAAAGUUUUAUGUAAUUUAUUGGGACCUGAGGUCUGUGUUCACAAUCAGUGAACACCCUGAAAAUGACUUGAUUCUUCUGGACUUUUUCACUGUUGCAGCUUUUACAUGCAACCAAACUCAUAUCAUUUUAUCCCUCAGUGAAUUGUUUUUAUAAAAUCUAAUAUUUCCGCUACAUAUUUAAAAAAUAAUAAUAUUGUACACACAGGACCGGUUUCAGAAGUUUUAAUCGAUAUGCACCUACACAAAUCCGUCCACUCCGCCCCAUAGGGGGCAGUGUAGCGCAAACCUAAAACCUGUCAGCCAAUCAGAUUGUGUCAAAACGAAGACGACCUUCUAAGAAUUAAACAUGGUGGCAUGAGAUUAAUUUGUUUGGACAGAUUCAACCAUUUUUGAGUAGCUUAUCGGAAUAUAAAAAUAGUAAAACACAAGAAGAGGUCCAUUGAUGUCAAAGCAAUUAUGUGGCUAUAUCGGCGCAUCAUGUGUAGCAGACUGAAAAUGUCAGUGUUCACAUGUAGACAGUGUUCACAUGUAGACACACACAUACGAAAGUUUCUCAUCUCUUUGGUGGAGUUUGUUUUUCUUUAUAAUUAAUCGUUUUACCGCAGCUUCUUUUGGCUGAAAUGUCGCUAAUUAUAGCAAGAAAGUGGCUGAGUUGGCAACAGGGGUUGACUAUUUUUAACUGUUUACGUCCAGUCAUGACCUGGUGAACCAGUCUGUCAGUCAAACCUUUCUAAAGGCAGAGCAGAAGAGGACAGUCGUGGAUUUUCAGAGUUUUGCCAAGGUAGUUAAGAUUGGCUUCAUAUGUAAGUAUCGGUCGAUCACCGAUCUCCCAAAAUUAAGGAAAUCAGCGCCGACAAAUUGGUUUUUAGAGAUUUAAGAGGCCAAAACGAAUUAAAACCUAUUUACUCUCCCAGAUAUCAAGCUAACUGUGAACAGACCUCAAACUUCACAAACUCAAACAUAAUCUGAAUGUAGAACUAUGAUUUGCUACCAUUUUCAUCUAUAGACUGAUAUUUUUUAACCUAUUCUUCUCUACAAAAAUAGCAAAAGCUCAGUCAGACUGUACAUAGAAAAUCUGUGAGCAUCAGUUUUCAAGUUUUACCAUAAAUUCCUAUUUAGGUCUGAGCUUUGACUGGGUCAUCCUAACACAUGAAUAUGGUUUAUACUUUACCUCCCCAUUGUGUGUGUCAAAUAUUUGUCAUGCUGGAAAGUGAACCUCGGCAUAGCAUCUCUGCUUUUCAUCCACUAUUGAUGUGUAUUUAACUCCAUCCUUAUUCCCGAGUUUCUCUGUGGGGAUGAUGUAUUUAGGGUCAUGUAUUUUCUGACACACAUAGCAUUUUUCAUGCAGGCAAAAAAGUUCAAAUCUGAUCUCAUGUCCUCAGAGCAACGUCCUGCACAUGUUGUGUCCUUUACAGUGGACUCAUCGUGGCUUUUCUCCUCGCAUCAUUCCAUAAAGGCAACAUUUGUAAAGUUCAUGACGAAGACAUAUCAUGUCAACAGAUUUUCUCACCUCUGCUGUGAAUCUCUGCGGCUCCUCUGGAGUUACCUUGAACUACAGACUGUUUCUGCGAUUAGUUCUCUACUUAUCCAGUCUGUAAGUUUAGGGUUUGGCUUUGCAGCUGUGAUAUAAUCUUUCCAUUUUAUAGCCUAAGAGGUAACAGGGUUAAAUCCAAAUGCAAGCCACACUUUCCAAUUUUUUAUUUAAAAAACAAUAAAAUAAAAUCCAUUA